CUCCCUCUGCGACAGACCAUCUUCCCCCUUCCCACCGCUCGCGGAGAUCCCAAGAAUAACCCCCAACACUGAUUAGCGAAUCCUCUUCGCGGACGGCCUGCAUUCCCCAAAUCGUCGCAUCUCAUCGGUUCUCUCAGGGAUUCUUCCAUCGCUGGUGGGGCGAUCGGUCGCUGGAAAUGGCGAACAACCUCGGCGCCGGCCGUUCAUGGGGUGGAAGACAUCAUCAGCAAGAUCGGCGACGAUUUUAUCCACUAGAGCCCUGGAGAGCGUGCUCAACUAGAUCCAGGCGGUAAUCCGUUCUUUCUCUUCGAUUCUGGGUCUUCGAAGUUCUUGUGGGCUUAUUACAGUUCCCAGGGGAAGAUCCGAGAUGUGGGAAACAAGGAUGGUGCAGGACGACAUCAUCAGCCACAGCACCAUCGAGAGGUUGUCCAUCCAGAGGAACGCGGCCCUAUCACUGAGAUGCUCUUUCCGAUGGUCGACAGCAAAAGGGCAUCUGAUACCCGAUGCGGCAGCAUCACAAUAUCACAGGCAACGAGAAGGAUUAAGAGGAAAAAGUAAUAUCAAACAAAUUCGCCUACAACAUCGUCUAAACCUUCAGGGAGGUGGUUGCGUCUUCUAACAAACCAGCUAUUGCACAUUGUGCACCAUGGAGCAUUGUAACUCAAAGCUAGGCACCAGGGAUGCGGGCUCCAUCGCCGCCACGGGCAGAGCCGGGUGAUGCCAUCCCUCCGGCGGAGACGCCGGCGACGACGUCUGCGAACCGCCGCCGUCACCUUUAUCCUCCCCCGCGGAGUUUGAUUCUUCGACGUCACACAACGGGGAAGGAGACAGAAGGAGCGGGGACAACAAGGGGAUGGGAGCGGAAGCAGCGGCGUCAUCGGCUCCCAUCACGAAGGCGGUGUUGCGCUUCGUGGCGUCGAGCUGCAGCGUCGCCGGUGCUUGCUUCUGGAGCCGGCUGGAUGGCUUCUUGCGCUCGUUGCCGGCCUUGGUAUCAAUUAGUCGCGGGAUCUUGACCUCCAUGGUUGAUCACGAGAGCGGAAGGAUGCGAGGGAGAAGAUGAUGCGUCAGAAGGUCUCGGGUGGCGAGAGGAAGAGGUUAUAUUUGUCGUCACCCCCCCACAUGCCAAGGCUUCGGUUGCGGGAUGAGAUCGGCGAACGUGAGGUGGAUAGAGGAGUCUUUGGUUCGAUGGACGCCGCUGUCCUCACAUAAUAUAGCAAGUCCUGCCCAGAUCCAAACGGGAGGCCGCCUUGGUCUCGGUCAGAGUAACUGUCACUCCUCUUCUGCGUCCAUCCAUCCCUCCAUGGCAUGAGUCCACGGUGCAGCAGUUAUAUCCCAGGAGAUGUCCAAGACAGAUGCCAGCCGAUGGAUCGACCUCAUCAACCAUUCCUCCCGUCAGGGCCUCCACCGCCGCACCCUCCACCUCUUCCACCAGAUGCGCGGGCAAGGCUUCGCCCCGUACCGCUGCAUCCUCCCCAGCGUCAUUCGAGCCUGCGCCCGCCUUGCCGAUCCGGAUGCUGGCCGAGCUUCGCACGCCGUCGCCCUCCGUUCCUCUCUGGACCGCGACGCCUUCGUCCGCAGUGCCCUGAUCGACAUGUACUGCAAGUGCCGGCGAGUUCCCGACGCCCGCCAUGUGUUCGACGCAACGCUUGACAAGGAUCUGGUCGUCUGGAAUUCCGUGGUUUCGGGCUACGCCCACCAAGGCGCGGCAGAGGCCGCCAUGGUUCUCUCCAUCAAGAUGAGGUCUCUGGGGGUAAAACCAGAUCUCGUAACGUGGAACGCCCUCAUUUUCGGGUUCGCUCACAAGGGCGAAGAUGAUACAGCUAUGGACUUGUUGAGGUCGAUGCAGUCCGACGGGGUCGAUCCCGACACGUUUUCCUGGACCUCGAUCGUAUCUGGGUUGGUGGUCAAUUUCAACUACGGCAAGGCAUUCGAGAUCUUCAGGCACAUGGUGAAGACUGCAGGAAUCCGGCCGAGCUCAGUGACGAUCAGUAGUCUUCUGCCGGCGUGCGCCAACCUGGUGGAUUUGAGACGCGGGAAAGAGAUUCACGGCUACGCCCUGGUCGCGGGAGUUGCACGGGACUUGUACGUCGGCAGUGCGCUAAUCGACAUGUACGCCAAAUGCGGCCUCGUGGCUGAAGCGAGCAAGAUCUUUCAUGACAUGAAGGAGAGGAACACGGUGUCAUGGAACUCGAUGAUAUUUGGGUACGCGAAUCAGGGGCACUGCCACGAGGCCAUCCAGCUUUUCGAUCAGAUGGAGGGUGAGAGAGCGAAACCGGAUCAUCUGACGUUUACAGCGGUUCUCUCCGCUUGUAGCCAUGGCGGAAUGGUGGAGCUGGGCAAGAGCUUGUUCCGGUUGAUGGAGGAGGUACACGGGAUAGAGCCGAGGUUGGAGCAUUACGCUUGCAUGGUGGACAUGCUAGGCAGAGCUGGGGAGUUCGUGGGGGCCUGUCGCUUGAUCGCAGAGAUGCCCAUGGAGCCGGACGCGUUUGUGUGGGGAGCGUUGCUGGCGACGAGUCGGAAGCACGGCAACGUGGAGCUCGCUGAACUGGCAGCUUCGCAUUUGUUAGAACUCGAGCCAGAGAGCGCAGGGAGCUGCGUGCUUCUGUCGAGCGCUCUGGCGGAUGCUGGGAGGACAGUAGAUGCUGCCAAGGUGAAGAAACUAAUUAAGCGACGGAAGAUGAGGACGUUGAUGGGGUGCAGUUGGAUGCAAAUGUAAUAGGGAAAAAACCGGGAACAGGUAUUUCUAACUCUGCUUUUAUUACAUGUUUGCUUUUUCUUUUUCUUUUUUUUUUUUUUGCAAGAGAAGUAUCGUACAUUUGAUGACGCAACGCAAACCGUCGAUGAUGUACGAACAUGAGAGCAUUGCAUGAGGGCAAUUAAACUAUCUGUGAAGCAUAGUUGGAUGAAGGCAAGUUUAAGGACUCGAGUCUCUCAUUCGUCGCUCACAACUCUGUAACAUAUCUCAGAAGGCGUGCUGGCUUUCUCCUCGAUUUGAGGGGUAUACAAUGCUACAUUUCAGGAACAUCGGGAGCUCAAUUAAACCUGGAGAACUAUGCUUCUGGAUGUUUCACGCUUCGAUAAGGAUCAGAUUUCAGAUCGAGGCAACGAUUCUCAAACAUUAGGAGCUAACAAAAGGAGGCUAGCUAUUGACAAAGGAUGUUCUGGGACAAGAAGAUUUCAAGUGAAUUUUAAAACCAAGGAAUACCUGGUUAACCUGCUAGUGUCAAUGUCAAGAAUGAGCAUUUUGAGGAGAAAUAAACUCUCAAAUACUUGGUUUCUUGCUGUGUUUAUGAGUGAAGAAGACCACAAAAUCAGGAAUCUUGCUGAAUGUACUCGGGCUGAAGAGAGAGUAACAUUUGUUGGUGCUGUGAAACAAAGGCAUGCGUGUAAGCUACCAUCUGCUCUUGCAGCAGCUUGACAAACAUGGUGAGUUAGUCUGACGUUGUGAUGGCUGCUGCUCCAUCACCAUACAACUACAAGAUGAUGACAAAACCAGCCUCCGGAUGUAGCACAAGGGGAACUAACUUGGUAUAUCUCAGACCAAUUCCACUAGUAUGACUAGUAAAAAAUCUUCUAGUUCUAGCUGCUAUACUCUAGAACAAUCUACCUGCUGAAGCAUUUGGCGUUUACAUCCUUUCCUAUGACCCUAGUCUACAAUCAGAAGUCCUCCCAGUUAAUUAUGGCUUAUCUAAGCCAGGCUUGCAACAUCACAGUCGUAUCACAUCUAAGGUUUGUCGUGAUUAAACAACCCCCUUGCAAUUCAUUCUCCCUCCCUCACUAAAUCUUAUUACCAUAUUUAUGUUUAACUUCCAUUUUUGCCAUUUGCCUCAUCUUGCUCCUAUUCUAAUUCAUUUAGCUACAUGCAUUCCAUCUCUAAUGUAGAAGUGCAAUUCUGGAAUCUUGCUCCUUUUUUUUUAGUGGCAUUUCUAUUUUGAGAGGA
Molecule: messenger RNA, 3940 nt
Organism: Musa acuminata AAA Group (dessert banana)
Lineage: Eukaryota; Viridiplantae; Streptophyta; Magnoliopsida; Zingiberales; Musaceae
Product: pentatricopeptide repeat-containing protein At5g59600
Exons: 5
Coding region: 1340-2716 (458 amino acids)
Molecular function (GO): protein binding
Source: RefSeq, a predicted model, not a curated record